AUGUCGAGUAUUGAAGACAUUUUGCAAGUUACUUGUAACAAUCAGGAUACGAGAGGAUACAGUUUAGUACAAACUGAAGAUAUCAGUGGUGAUGGUGCGGGAUCCUUGAGAGUGGAAGAUGUAGAUGCAGUCCUUUUAUACCAGCUGAUGGAGAAUGAAUCUCUUACAGAACCAUUUGCAUACUUAAACAGCUGUUUCCAAAGAUGUCAGCAACAAAAAAGAUUGAACAAGAACGGUAGUCCAUCUUUGGGUGCUGUUUUCCAGGAAAUUGAUAGAUUGGUCGUUGGAUAUGGUCUUGUAACCUUACAAGUGGAAUGUUUUAGUCCGAAUGGUGAUUUUAUGUCAUAUGUUAAGCAAAUUGUUAGUGAUGUGGACAGAUACAUUGACUUCUUAUCGCAGUUGAUCCAAAGAUCUAUAGUGGAAGGAACAGUUAUGGAACUUUUGGAGGGGUUUUUCCCCACGCUAUUGAGAUUUAUGAGUCAGGAAUUACAGUAUUUUGAUUUGAAUGAUUCUUCGAUCUACAAUGCGGUUUUAACACUUUUUGAAAUGUUUGUCACUUUCAAGCCUAUUGCCGCUGUUUUCACACAAGUAACCGGGUUUUUUGGCGAUUAUGAUUGUAAACCCAACGAUUUCGAAAAGACAACGAUUUUGGGUCCUAUCUUAACUUUAUCUCCUCUGAACCCCAAUGUGGCAUUGAGAAACUACGGUGAGAACUUGGAAAGAACUCAACAGCAGAAAAACAUCAUUCAUGAAUCGUUACAGACAGAGCAUAAAGUUGUGGUGGAAAGAUUGUUCUUUAUUCUCGAUAAGCUCGUAAGAGGCUCCUCGACUUCAAGGGAGGAUAUUAUGGGUUAUUUCUCCAGAAUUGUCAAUAAAAACCAUUUGCGUAGAGGUGAACAUGCAAACCAAAAUACGUUGGCAUCGAAUGCAUUUAUGACUAACAUUACUUUGAUUUUAAUCAAAUUUUCAGAACCAUUUUUGGAUGUUUCAUUCAAAAGAAUUGAUAAGAUCGAUGUUAACUAUUUUAACAACUUAAAUCUUUUCAUUGACCUUUCAAGUGAAACUCGUGUCAAUUCUGAUUUCAAAGAAGCAGAUGAAUUUUACGAUAAAAAUAAGAAAGAUGAAGAUUGUAAACCAAAUUUUAUCUCUGAUUGCUUUUUCCUAACAAUGACUUAUUUACAUUAUGGUAUUGGCGGUACGUUGUUAUACGAUGAAAAGAUUACGCCGCAGGUUAAAAGGUUAAAACAAGAGAUCGACAGGAUAAAGAAAGUUUCACAAUCACAAGAUAUGUUUGCAACUUUUGCAUCUGUACAAUUGAAGCAGAUGGAAAAAUCCUUAAAGAUUACUCAAAGUAUCAAGGAUGCCUUGCAGGGAUUUUUCUCUCAUAGAUAUUUACAGUUAGAGGUCUUUGAUUUCAUCUGUGGUGCCUCUGUGUUUUUGAUGAGGGCUAUUGAUCCCGAGCAUCUGUUCCCAUCAAAAUAUUUCAAGUUACCUUUGAUUCCAGAUCAGGUUGGUGUGGAAAACGUGGACAAUGCAGAUUAUUUAAGAGCAAAUGCUCCUAUACCUUUCAAAUAUUAUCCUGAAUUUGUCAUUGAAGGUCCUAUCAACUAUUCAUUGUACAUUUCUCAAUACAAUACUUCCCCCAUUUUCAGAAAUCCACGCCUUUCAUCCUUUGUCGAAUUGGCAACUGCCAUUUUACGUUGUCCCGAAUUGGUAUCUAAUCCACAUUUGAAAGGUAAACUGGUUCAAUUACUGAGUGUCGGUGCCAUGCCACUAACUGAUGAUUCGCCUGGAUUCAUGAUGGACGUUUUUGAAAAUGAUACGUUUGUCUCUGAUCAUCUGUUGUAUGCAUUUCUCGAUUUUUAUGUCAUUGUGGAAAAGACGGGGUCUUCUUCCCAGUUUUAUGAUAAAUUCAAUAGCAGAUACAGCAUUUCAAUUAUUUUGGAACAGUUAUAUUAUAGAAUACCCAAAUACAAGGCACAAUUAAUCUGGCAGGCAAAUAACAAUGCAGAUUUCUUUGUUAGGUUUGUUGCUAGAAUGUUAAACGAUUUAACAUUUUUAUUAGACGAAGGUUUGGGUAAUCUAGCUGAAGUGCAUAACAUCAGUAUUGAAUUAGAAAAUAGGGCUAAAGGAUUGCCACCAACAAGAGAAGAAGACGACCGUGAACUACGUUCUAAAUAUGCAUCCGCAGAAAGGCAGGCUAAAUCAUCUUGUGGAUUAGCAGAUAAAUCGAUUACACUUUUUGAACUUUACUCAAAGGAUAUUCCCAACGCAUUUGUAACGCCUGAGAUUGUUGAUCGUUUGGCAAGUAUGUUAGAUCACAAUUUGGGAUCAUUAGUGGGACCAAAAUGUGGCAAAUUAAAAGUUAAAGAUCCUCAAAAAUUCUCAUUUAACCCUAAAAGAUUACUCAAAUCUUUGACUACGGUUUACAUCCAUCUUGCUGAUCAACAAUCGUUUGUGUCUGCCGUCGCCAAGGAUGGCAGAUCAUUCAGUAAGGAAUUGUUUGAAAGGGCAGUUCACAUUUUAGCUAUGAAGAUUGGAUUGGUUAGUGAUGAAUUUUGUCACAAAUUAUUAGAAUUUGCUCAAAGAGCUGAGGAACAAAAGGCCGCCGAAGAAGCAGAAGAUUUCGGAUUCGAUGAGGUUCCUGACGAAUUCUUGGAUCCACUUAUGUUUACCAUAAUGAACGAUCCAGUUAUACUUCCUGCAUCAAAAAUGUCAAUCGAUAGAUCUACAAUUAAAGCUCAUCUUUUGAGUGAUUCUACGGAUCCAUUCAAUAGAAUGCCAUUAAAGUUAGAACAAGUUACUCCUAAUCAUGAGUUAAAACGACAAAUUGAAGAGUUUAAACGUCAAAGGAAAGGAAACAACGUAUGA
Molecule: messenger RNA, 2871 nt
Organism: Zygosaccharomyces rouxii
Lineage: Eukaryota; Fungi; Ascomycota; Saccharomycetes; Saccharomycetales; Saccharomycetaceae
Gene: UFD2
Product: ubiquitin-ubiquitin ligase UFD2
Exons: 1
Coding region: 1-2871 (956 amino acids)
Biological process (GO): protein polyubiquitination
Cellular component (GO): ubiquitin ligase complex; cytoplasm; nucleus
Molecular function (GO): ubiquitin-ubiquitin ligase activity
Source: RefSeq, a predicted model, not a curated record